Messenger RNA from Anisakis simplex (herring worm), 612 nucleotides. Lineage: Eukaryota; Metazoa; Nematoda; Chromadorea; Rhabditida; Anisakidae. The record is from the annotation of a GenBank genome assembly.
AACAUACUGCUGAAGGGUGGGAAUGCGAUCGACGCAACAAUUGCUUCGUUAUUCUGCUUGGGUAUUACAAAUCCACAGAGCAGUGGUAUCGGAGGUGGUUUCCAACUAGCCCUUUAUAAUAGAACAACGCAGCGAUGUACCGUUAUCGAUGCACGCGAAACAGCACCGAAAAAAGCUUAUCGCGAUAUGUUUCUGAACGAUGAAUUCGGUUCAAAAUACGGAUUCCGUGCAAUCGCAACACCUGGUGAAAUCGCCGGCUAUUGGCUGGCUUAUAAGAAAUUCGGUAGUGGACGCAUUGGCUGGGCUGAACUCAUCAAACCAGCAAUUCAGCUGUGCCGUGACGGUGUUCCCGUCUCCGAGUAUCUCGGCUAUGUGCUUGGUGUUAAAGAGAAGCAUUUUCGAACGCUACCCUCAAUGCAAGGUUGGAUCAACAACAAAACAAAUAAAGUAUUCGUUACGGGUGAUAUCAUAAAACGACCUGAACUGGCUGAUACUCUCGAGAUAUUAGCGAAUGAUCCAGACCCGGUUGAACUGUUCUACCGAGGCAAGAUGGCAGACACGAUCAUUGAAGAAAUACAAGCAAACGGUAGAGAAUUAAUGGAAUACCUAUGA